Molecule: messenger RNA, 1513 nt
Organism: Corythoichthys intestinalis (scribbled pipefish)
Lineage: Eukaryota; Metazoa; Chordata; Actinopteri; Syngnathiformes; Syngnathidae
Product: small ubiquitin-related modifier 3
Exons: 4
Coding region: 144-428 (94 amino acids)
Biological process (GO): protein sumoylation
Cellular component (GO): nucleus
Molecular function (GO): protein tag activity; ubiquitin-like protein ligase binding
Source: RefSeq, a predicted model, not a curated record
CCAUCAGCGGAGGAGGAGACAACGAGGACAGGAGGCGGGAGUAAGAUAAAAAGAAAUUACCUGAACAGUUAUACGCCGUUUUUUUUAUUUUUUUUUAUUUUGGGAAGUCUCCCUGCAAAAUCGAAACACAAAAUUCUGCAGACAUGUCAGAGGAAAAGCCAAAGGAGGGCGUCAAGACCGAGAACGACCACAUCAACCUGAAAGUGGCGGGGCAGGACGGCUCGGUGGUCCAGUUCAAAAUCAAAAGACACACACCCCUCAAUAAACUCAUGAAGGCGUACUGCGAACGACAGGGUCUUUCAAUAAGGCAGAUCAGGUUCAGGUUCGAUGGGCAGCCAAUCAAUGAGAAUGAUACGCCUUCGCAGCUGGAGAUGGAAGACGAAGACACCAUAGAUGUUUUCCAGCAGCAAACGGGUGGCUGCUGCUAAACCCCCUUCAAGCCUGUUGACUGCCACCCUCAAUCCAAAGCCCUCCGACAUCAACGCCCUUCUCCUUUGCUCCUCUCAGCUAUUAUUAUUGUUAUUAUUAUUAUUAUUAUUGCUAUUGUUCAUUUCAGCGAUGUCCUUUGUGAUGUGAUUUUUUUUUUUUUUUUCAUUUUUUGAAGGAGGGAGGUAGCCGUUAUCUGACACUUUCUGGGCAACCAACAAAACCGUCGCCAGUGAGCCGUGAUGGAACUAGUUAGUUUUUAGGGUGGCACGCUUGAGCUUGCAGCCCCCUACAAUUUGUUUUGCUUUUAGCUGCUUUUGAAAACGGCUUUAUCCUUGUUUUAUUCUGAACUCACUGUGUACAGACGUAUCAGAAUGGAUGUAAGUACCACAAUUCCAAAAUGACCAAACGAGGCGUUCAUAGGGAGUCUGUACUUUUCGCUUCCUCACUUCCACUUUUAUUUCUGCAUGUCCUGAAGGGAGGAAAAUUUGUUUCUGUACCACCAAGUAUUUAUUCACACAGUAAGUGGAGGACAUGGGCGGAUAGUAUAUAGUGAACACUUCACUGGUUUUGUUAUUUUCUUUCUUGCGUGUAUGUAAAUGGCGGAUGAGUAAGAACACUGCGUGUAAACUUAACAGUAGUUGACAGCGUAUUGGGUUUUCUCAUCAGAUAUUAGAAGCUUCAGGUUAAUUCAGACAUGCUAUGUAAUCAGAGCGAAAUUACAUGCAAGUUAUAACCUUGAAAAUAUAAAUCCUUUUUAAGACUGCAAUGAUGUCCAACCCUUUUAAUGUAAAUGUACCCUUUAUUUUUAGAGAUAGAUUGCCCUUUGUGUAUUUUUGUGCAUUCUAUACAUCUAAAAUGGAAACUACUGUAUUGCUUCUACUCAGUCAUCAUUCCCCCCGCCACUCUGUUAAAAUGACAGCACACUUGUUCCCACCCAAAAAACAAAUUCCCACAUUUGAGCUCAAUUAGCUAAAAAAUCCUUUACAAUGGGCCUAGGUCUUUUGUCAUGUUAUGUUUCUCUACUGAUUUGUACAUUAUUUGUGGUCUUUUACUACUGUAUACAAUAAAUAUAGUUUGGUACUCA